Suillus paluster is the source of this 2025-nucleotide messenger RNA. RefSeq lists its product as uncharacterized. The transcript has 8 exons. NCBI's taxonomy places the organism in Eukaryota, Fungi, Basidiomycota, Agaricomycetes, Boletales, Suillaceae. Bases 1 to 2025 code for a protein of 674 amino acids. The record is from RefSeq and is a predicted model, not a curated record.
AUGCAGCUCUUCCAAACAGGCUUGUUCCCAGCUUCUUUCACCAGACCGAAAACUGCAUUUACAUUCUCUGUCUUGGACAACUUUCUGCUAGACAAUCUUGAGUGCGGGACAUCAGCGAUGAAUUACUACAGCAAAAUUCGCAGACUAACCUCAAGCAUCUUUCCACUGAUGGUUCCGGAUCGCUACAGAGAGCUCAUGAGAACUUCCAGGCAGUGGCGACAAUGCAAGCUUUACAAGUGGCAUGGAUUUGCCCACAAAGAUGACCAGCCAAUGGCCGGUGAUCUCACCCUAUUUUGCCCCGCAUGUCUGCAACCUGGGAUAAACUUGGACCUGUCUACCGGUGUAGUCGCCCAGCCUGAUGAAGCACCUUCUUGGCUCAUCACCAGGUCUUUGGUCAUGGAUGGUAAUUUCAAAGCCGAGCACAUGCAUCUGGUGAAUCCAUCCGAUGAAGUAUCAUUGAUGGAUGGUCUCACAUUCAUGGUCUCCAAUGAAAGAUACAAGAGUCAUUUGUCCAUUGCUCAAGACCAUGUCCAAAAGUCAGAUUGCAACAAUCACCAGGCGGUCAAUCAAGCAAACGCCUCCCGGCAAAGGCUGGAAGCCACCAGUAUAGGAGGAUGUGCAUGUGCAUGGCAUGGAUGUUUUGUCCCACAUUCCAUGGUGGAUUUUCAGAAAGGCGAAAGGAUAGACAGAGAGAUCAUGGAGACCCUCUGGGUGCCUUUGAACAUCAUCUCCCCAUCGGCCAGGGGCAUGGGAACCCCGCAUCACAAGGAGGUAUUAGAUUAUCAGAUGAAUGUUUGCAACUUCAUGAAAAUUAUUCGCAUCACUAAGUUUCUCUGCACAAAGUUAAAAGAGGCAAUCAAGGGUGCUGCUGAGAGCAAAUUUGCAUUCCAAAAUCUCAGCAAAACACCUCACCCUGACAUGGUCAUUCUUUGGGAGGCAGAGGAGGCACUCGCUCAUGCAAACAGACUGGAUGAUCCGACAGCUAUGGACAUCUAUGAGGUCCGGUUGGAAAAGGCUCCCACUAGAAAACAGCAGGAGUUGCGCCUCCUGCAGGCUCAAAAUUGCCCGGAACAUCUGGUCACCAACUCCCCCGGUCGCCGAGGAGCUGCCACCUGGCUCGCAACUGGUCUCACCAUAGAGGAAUCUCAAAUCUCUCUUGCUAGGGAUGUGAAACGGCUGGGAAAGCAUCCCACAGACAUGCAAUUAUUGAGAGUGGCCCGACUCCAAGACAAGCUUCAAACUCACAUCACAAGCUUUCUCAUGGUGGCUCCUACUUAUCUCAGAGUUCAAGUCGAUGUGAAUGACCCAGAUUUGCUGGUCAACAGAGUUUACAACUCCGAUCUCGAUGAUGAUCUGGAGCCGGAUAUACAUGAUACUUCCAUAUUUCAACCGGAGAUCACUGUCAUACCCCUGCCAUCCAACAUUAGUCAGGUCAGGUGCAAGGAGUUAGGUCUUAUGGAUCUCAUGAAAGAAGAAACUACCCUUCGGGAAGGCCAGGCCAAUGAUGCACUCCAUGCCAUUAGAGUUCAUUUGGGAGAUAAAGCCGUCAUAUUCCGCAAUACUGUCCGGUUGCAACUGGCUAAUCUCCCUGACCACGACCUCUUGAAGAAAUACCUUCCUUUGAAGAAAGAAGACCUGAAAACAAGCUCUGCAGUGGCGGAUCCCAAUGCACGUGGUCAGAGGGACAUGACUCUUUCAUGGUUCUGGUCCUUGGAUGUUCAGGGCGACACAUCAGGCAAUGACUGGAUGACGGAAUUUUAUCGGGUGAAUUGGCUCCGGACGAAAGCACUGCAUGAUCGUUGGAAUGAGGAGGUUAUUCUCGUCAAACAUGAAAUGCAGUGGUCCAUUAAUUUCUUUAACCACAAAGCCAAGCAAUGGCUUAGUCAUAUGGACACCGCAACUUCUGCAGGGCUCACCAGACAUACAUGUUAUGCUGCCCAACAAUCUCACAUAUAUCACCAACUAGCAGGACAUGCAGAAGAUACUUUCUGGAAGAUGAUGGGUCAGCCAGAUGUACCGGUUUGA